GAAGGUAUAAUAAAUUGAAAUUAUUCCGCUCUGCAUUUCUCCGUCCCGCAGAUGUGUUUGGGUAUUGCGGGGUGAAUUUCUAGAGGCUUGUCCUGUAUAUCCAGAUCCAGACAUGCAGCCUCCUCCAAGAAAGGUAAAAGUCACACAAGAAGUGAAACACACUCACACAGAGCAGCUGAACAGACUCCAGUUUAAACACCAGACAGACUUGGACUUCCUGGAGGAUCUGAGGAUUUACAGCCAGAAGAAAGCACUAAUAGAGAAAGAUUGCUCACAGGCUCUACAUAAGCUUGCAUCGCAGUACUUGAAGCGGGAGUGGUCUGGAGCCCCAUCAGAGGAGCAGAGAGACUCCAGCAUAAAUGUUUGGGCCGUAUGGAGAUCCUACUUGGAGGGUGUGAUGAAAGUGAGCCAGUCUCGUAUUAACGGAUGUGAGAACUACAGGAGCCAGAUCUCAGAUCCUGUGAAGACGUUCAGAGAGCAGAAGGACCUGCAGCUGAAGAAGUGCUGCGAACAGCUGGCAAGAGCUCAGGCUGAUCUGCAGGUCACGAUCAGAGACCUAGAGAAGAGCAGGAAGACCUACCAGGAGGCGGAACAAACAGCGCAGACUGUGAGAGAGAAAGCUGAUAUGGAGGCCAAGUCAAAGCUCAGUCUGUUUCAGUCACGCUCCAGUUUGAAGAGGGCGAGUGUGAAGCUGAAAGCCAAGAAGAACGAAUGGAAGUCCAAAGCCACACAAGCAAGGAAUGAUUACCUGCUCACACUGUCAGCCACUAACGCUCAUCAGGACCGCUAUUAUGAGACCGAUCUGAUCAGCUCCAUAAGGGUUCUAGAUGGCAGUUUCUACGAUCACGUACAGAGUUUUCUCAUUUCACUGUGUCAGACGGAGCUUGAGACAUCUCAAAGCAUUCAGGACACUUUUCAGUGCCUGCUGGAGACGUCCAGUGGGGUGACACAGGAUAUCCACCAACAGGUAUUCAUUCAGGACAACCCAGCGUUUCAGAAAGCCACCCCCUUCCAGUACCAGCCUUGUGAAAAUGAUUCGGUCAGGGAACUGCUGAAGGAGAGUGGCACGGCUGAAGAACAUAGUCUGAAUAAAGAAGCAAGGAAAUGGGCCACACGUGUGGCCAGAGAACACAAGAACAUCAUCCAUACGCAGCGGAUUCUUUCGGAGUACGAAGAGUCACAUCAACAGGACCAGAAUAACAACGAGCUAGAACUGAAAAUGGACGAUGCAAGAGAAUGCAUUCGGAAAUCCGAGACAAUGAAACUGAAGGCAGAGGCGCGUCUGAACCUCCUCCGAGACAUUGGUGUGGCUGUAGACGUCUGGCUGAAGAGCACCAUGAACCAAGUGAUGGAGGAACUGGAGAACGAGAGAUGGGCGGCCCUCAAUACCCACGAUGCUUCAUUCUCUCACUCUGUAGAUUUUGACAGAGAAGAUGAUGAGGACACAGAGAUGCUGGACGACAGCAGCUCCAGCCCCUCCAGCACUCACAGGAACUACCCUCUCACCUGCUCUGUGCUCUACUCAUAUCAGGCGUCCCAGCCUGAUGAGCUCACAAUCCAGGAACAGGAAAUACUGGAGCUAAUUGAUGAUGGAGACAUGGAGGACUGGGUUAAGGCUAGGAACAGAGCAGGGCAGGUGGGAUAUGUGCCGGAGAAAUACCUGCAACUCCCGACCUCCAGCUCUCUAUUGAGGAUGCUCCAGUCUUUCUCCAGCAUAGACACCCAAUCACACACCUCCAGCACUUCUGCAGAACAAGAGCCAGAAAUAGAGACACUAACCCAGAGCAGCCCGAACACUCAUGGCAGCGCCAUAAAUCUGGCCAGGGCUCUGUAUGCCUACGAGGCUCAGACAGAGGACGAGUUGUCUUUCCCCGAGGGAGCCGUUAUUUACAUUCUCAGCAAACACAACCAAGAAGAUGAUGGGUUCUGGGAGGGCGAGUUCAAUGGCGCAGUGGGCGUCUUUCCCGCAGUAUUAGUGGAGGAUCUAUGCAGACCGGAGAGUGCACAAACACACAAGAGCAUGAACGUGCAGGUGUCUCUGUCAGUUCUGGAUGAAGCGGCUAGUCCACCCACAGUGUUUCCAUCCUGUAGAAGUCCAGAGUCCGUUUCGCUGCCAUCUUUGAGCAGCACACUCACUUUAAAUGGCUAUCAAACCCAAGAACCCCCCAAAAUCUCGAGCCACAGUCACACCCACACCCUAUCACCCAGAUCCCCAGGAGAAGGCGGGUCAGGCCUGAGACCUGUACGAGCUGCUCCACCUCCACCCAAACAGCAGGCACAGGGCCAGGUGCAGAAGAGAGAAGAGGUGGAGAUCACACUGGUUUGAGUGACACCUUGAGGCACAUUUUACAAAUUGACAUUGCCAUGCUUGGAUCCGAUGCAGGGUGGACGUUCUGAAACUUUUUGAAGAUAGGAUGCACAAGCUGACCAUUAUGGUUCCAGUCCUCCUCCUCCAGUUUUUUUUGAGGGCAAUUAAAACAGACAAGGCCUAAAUGUGUUAAUGUAUGGACAUGCAAAAGCAGGCUUUACUAAAACUACAAAGAGACUUUAAAGGGAAAAGUGGCAAUUUCAGUGUUGAUGUUGUAUGUAUGAUUAUAUAUUCUGUCCAUAAACAAUUUAGGGCUAACAUGUUUAGAUGCAUAUCAUAGUUUUUAGCUUAUCUGUAACUUUAUUGUCAGUAUUUUAUUCGUCUGAUCAGACAUUAUUUGAAUGCAUAUUCAUAUUUUGUAGGUAUUGUGAAUUCCAGGAGGCUAAACUUAACCUGAGCACUUUAGAUUUAGUUUGUAAUGCAUU
Sinocyclocheilus anshuiensis is the source of this 2793-nucleotide messenger RNA. Its product is annotated as F-BAR and double SH3 domains protein 2-like. Gene Ontology annotation, biological process: regulation of actin filament polymerization; neuromuscular synaptic transmission. Bases 113 to 2326 code for a protein of 737 amino acids. The transcript has 21 exons. Gene Ontology annotation, molecular function: protein binding. The record is from RefSeq and is a predicted model, not a curated record. Gene Ontology annotation, cellular component: recycling endosome; neuromuscular junction. Lineage: Eukaryota; Metazoa; Chordata; Actinopteri; Cypriniformes; Cyprinidae.